AAGGGCCCUGGCACGGUCCUCCCACCUUCAGGCCACAGAGACGAAGGGACAGAAGGGCCGCCCUCGCGCGGCCGAGGCCCCGCCCCCCGCUCGUCCGCCAGCCCGCGCCUGCAGCGGAAGCCGGAAGCAAAAGCAGUCCCUGCUAGCCCCCGGCUCCGAACUCGGUGGUCUUGGAGGCUCCGCAGGAUGGGGGAGAAGAUGGCGGAAGAGGAGCCCUGGGCACAUAGUAGUGAAGGAGGCCGACCAGGAGCCGCCCUCAGGUUCCCUAAUACAACUCAUGAAGGUUUCAAUGUCACUCUCCACACUACCUUGGUUGUCACUACGAAACUGGUGCUCCCGACCCCUGCCAAGCCCAUUCUCCCCGUGCAAACGGGGGAGCAGGCUCAGCAGGAGGAACAGUCAAGCGGCAUGACCAUUUUCUUCAGCCUCCUCGUCCUAGCUAUCUGCAUCAUAUUGGUGCAUUUACUGAUCCGAUACAGAUUACAUUUCUUGCCAGAGAGUGUUGCUGUUGUUUCUUUAGGUAUUCUCAUGGGAGCAGUUAUAAAAAUUAUAGAGUUUAAAAAAUUGGCAAAUUGGAAGGAAGAAGAAAUGUUUCGUCCAAAUAUGUUUUUCCUUCUCCUGCUUCCUCCUAUUAUAUUUGAGUCAGGAUAUUCUUUACACAAGGGUAACUUCUUUCAAAAUAUUGGUUCCAUCACCCUGUUUGCUGUCUUUGGUACGGCAAUUUCCGCUUUUGUAGUAGGUGGAGGGAUUUAUUUUCUGGGUCAGGCUGAUGUAAUCUCUAAACUCAACAUGACAGACAGCUUUGCAUUUGGCUCCCUGAUUUCUGCUGUGGAUCCAGUGGCCACUAUUGCUAUUUUCAAUGCACUUCAUGUGGACCCAGUGCUCAACAUGCUGGUGUUUGGAGAGAGUAUUCUCAACGACGCCGUCUCCAUUGUCCUCACCAACACAGCUGAAGGUUUAACAAGGAAAAAUAUGUCAGAUGUCAGUGGGUGGCAAACAUUUUUACAAGCCCUUGGCUACUUCCUCAAAAUGUUCUUUGGCUCAGCAGCACUCGGCACCCUCACUGGCUUAAUCUCUGCACUAGUGCUAAAGCAUAUUGACUUGAGGAAAACGCCUUCCUUGGAGUUUGGCAUGAUGAUCAUUUUUGCGUAUCUUCCUUAUGGGCUCGCUGAAGGAAUCUCGCUCUCGGGCAUCAUGGCCAUCCUGUUCUCGGGCAUUGUGAUGUCCCACUACACGCACCAUAACCUGUCCCCGGUCACCCAGAUCCUCAUGCAGCAAACCCUGCGGACCGUGGCCUUCCUGUGCGAAACAUGUGUGUUUGCAUUUCUUGGCCUGUCCAUUUUUAGUUUCCCUCACAAGUUUGAAAUUUCCUUUGUCAUCUGGUGCAUAGUACUUGUACUGUUUGCCAGAGCGGUGAACAUUUUCCCUCUUUCCUACCUCCUGAAUUUCUUCCGUGAUCAUAAAAUCACACCGAAGAUGAUGUUCAUCAUGUGGUUUAGUGGCCUGCGGGGGGCCAUCCCCUACGCGCUGAGCCUGCACCUGGACCUGGAGCCCAUGGAGAAGCGGCAGCUCAUCGGCACCACCACCAUCAUCAUCGUGCUCUUCACCAUCCUGCUGCUGGGCGGCAGCACCAUGCCCCUCAUCCGCCUCAUGGACAUCGAGGACGCCAAGGCGCGCCGCCGGAACAAGAAGGACGUCAACCUCAGCAAGACGGAGAAGAUGGGCAACACCAUCGAGUCGGAGCACUUGUCAGAGCUCACAGAGGAGGAGUAUGAAGCCCACUACAUCAGGCGGCAGGACCUCAAAGGCUUCGUGUGGCUGGACGCCAAGUACCUGAACCCCUUUUUCACGCGGCGGCUAACUCAGGAGGACCUCCACCACGGACGUAUCCAGAUGAAAACCCUCACCAACAAGUGGUACGAGGAGGUGCGCCAGGGCCCCUCUGGCUCUGAAGACGACGAGCAGGAGCUGCUGUGAUGGAGCAGGGCGCCCCGUCGGGCCCCCCCCCCCACGGCUCCCGCGACAGACACUCCGCGAAGGCCCCCGGUGCUGCUUGCCUCGGGCGGCCUCCUCAGGGCAGAUGGAGGCGGGGUGAAGCAAAGGCCACGGUCCUUUUAAACCCGGCGUCCCCGGCCCUCGGAGCCAGCCGUCUGCUUCGGAAACAGUCAUCCCCCCCAGGCCUCACUGAGCCGGACCUCUGCUCGCCGUGUUGCUUCUCAGCUCGCAGAUCAGAGGGACCACGUGUCCAGGUAAAUUCUCCUCUUCUGCACCCAGGGCGAGUAGUCCUCCGCCGAGCUGCGGCGCGUGAGGAGAGAAAUGGCGCUGCGGAGCCCGGCCGUGACCGGGGCGGCCAGGGGAGCGCCGGCUCGCAGCUUCCGCCCUUCCCAGCCACGGCCUUCGUCCCGGGAGCGCCUGCUGAGGCCGGGAUGGGUGCCUGUUCUAGCGGGGCGAGGAGCCAGCCGUUUCCCCUUGGUCAUCGAGGUGCCUCCGGCCUCAGCAGCAGCAAUUCUGACCUAAGCGCUGGGCUCCGAAAUCUGGAAAAUGUCACACUCCCCUCUGUGAUGUUGCUUGCACCCCUUGAGAAAGAAAAACCGAGUGACAAACUUCAUUACCUCUGACUGGGCCCUCGCGGGCCGUCUCCCUGUGUGGCAGGCAGUAGCUGCCCUUCUCUGGGAAUACGGUGAAUGUUCACGCCGGUGUGGAGCAGGGGCACAUGGGCCCUUCUCUAAAGCCCCAUUGGAAGCUUGGGUUUGGGGGUGAGGAAGCCUAGUCUGUGGGGUCAGAGCGCCCUCUGGAGGGAGAGGCUAGCGUUACAGGGCUUAUGCAGGCCGGCAUCUGCUGUCUUCUAAUUGAGCUUAAAUUCAUGCACUUUUACAAAGUAGUGAGAGCCUAGCAGUUACCUCCCCCACUCGGUGGACCUUAUUGUCCAUAGGCCCCAUUUCCUGGGCUCCACGCAGUCUGCCCACUGUUUACCUGCUACCACCUUCCUUCCCUCUCCCAGUUCUUUUCCAUCUUGGGUCCCAGCUCGCCCAAGAACUGGAGCAGGGGCCAGAGCGGCAGCCCCCUGCGCUCCUCCCUGCUGCCCCCACCCGGGACUCGCCCACGUGCACACCCCCUGCCCUGUCCCCGUGGUCCCGGCCCCUGGGCCGUCUAGCAGGGGGAGCUGCCCGUCGUGUCCAGAUGAAGCGGUCACUGACUUUCACAUCCGCGCCUCACACCUGCUAGCCUUCACCCAUCUGUGGGCCGGUGGCAAAUCCCCUAUGUGGCUCAGGGUCCCUGCCUUGGGACUCGGCACCCUCUGGCAUGGUUUGCUUCAUCAUGUGCGUUCCUUGGUUCUCUGUGGGGACACCGUGGGCCAGCACGGACCCUGGGCUGGCAGCACAUGUUUCCAUCUCUUCUGCCUCAGGCGGCAGGGCUCUGGACGUUAGCAAGGACUGAACUCUCCAGGUCUCUGCUGCCCAGACCCCUUCCCCUUUCCCGAAAGAGUGAGGCCUGUCAGGCUGGAAGCAUAUGGUUUCCUUUCUAUGCAUGAAAAGUAAAUCUGUACUUGAUAGGGUUAAAAUAUGGCCAUUUCUCUUUUUGUAACCUCCUACUUUAACCCCUUAAUUUAAGCCAAACAGGAGCAUUUUACUCCACCUCAUACCUUCACUGGAGGAGUAAUGCCAUCGUAAUUCUGGCCUCCAUCAUGUCCUACUUGCUUUUAGGGGAAAAGUAAAAGAAGAGGUCAAAGAGGGAGGGGACCUUGUCCACCCCUGGAGGGAGGUGGGCAGGGAUCCCCGACUAGAGUGUUCUCUCAUUCCCAAACCCAUAAGUAAUCUUUCUUCCUUGAAAUUCAGGGUGUGAUCUCAGAAGUGCAACUUGCAUUGCAAACUCAAUAGUUUACCAGAAAAUUUAGUGGGGAGGGAGCUGUGAGUUCAUAGAUAAUAGCAGUGAAAACAGGAUCUCUUCGAUUCAGACUGCCCCUGGUCACCAGGUCCCAUCUGGCCUCCCGCUUUUAGCUGAGACCUGAAAACGACACUGAAGUAGAGAAGGGUCCCCGGGGUGGAAAGUCCCCAGGGCCUGGCUCAGUGGGCAGGGGGCACCUUUCCUGGCAGUUACCAGCACCAGCUUGGGUCUCCUGUGAUGGGUCUUCUGCCCCCCGCUGGCUAAGGGAGGUUUGGCAGGCUGGAGAGCAUUCCCACGAGGACAGGUGUGUGCCCUAUGUAGGAGAUGGGUUUUCCCAUCCAUAUCAUGGAGAUGGGUUUUCCUGGUGGAUUUUUAAAAGUGUCUUUGCCUGAGAAUCAGAAAUGUGCUGUUGGCUACCUUUAGCGUACCUAAUAAUUCUACUACUGGGGGCAGUAAAUGCCUAGUCGAUUAAAAAAAAUAUCCAGCAUAACUCCAAUUUCCCACAAAUUUACUU
Molecule: messenger RNA, 4399 nt
Organism: Panthera uncia (snow leopard)
Lineage: Eukaryota; Metazoa; Chordata; Mammalia; Carnivora; Felidae
Gene: SLC9A8
Product: solute carrier family 9 member A8
Exons: 17
Coding region: 187-1977 (596 amino acids)
Biological process (GO): sodium ion transport; proton transmembrane transport; regulation of pH
Cellular component (GO): Golgi apparatus; membrane
Molecular function (GO): sodium:proton antiporter activity
Source: RefSeq, a predicted model, not a curated record